AUGAACGCAGCACUCGACACUGGGUUUGUGGGCAUUGAGCGUCACUUUCUUGAGCUUGCAGCGUCCACCGCCCUCCCCAUGACUCAACUAAUCAAUUUAUACCUGAAGUCUCGAGGACGCAGUGUGAACGGCACUAAUUACUGGAAUCUGUACGCCAAUUACUUCAAGGACCACUUGCAGGAGGAGCUCGGCCGCUGUGAAAAAGAGAAAUCAGAAGGCAGUGGGACACCUAGUGCAACAUUGCGAAGAAAAUGCUACGAGAAAUUCAAGGACACCUUUCCCGACACCUAUCAAGACAUCCUAUCGAAGCAUGAGGAAGUAGCUCUCCUGAGCUCGUCUCCCCAAACUAUUGCCCGCGCGGACAAGCAUUCCAAAACACUAUCGGAGUGUGACGAGCAUCCUCGAGUCCGGCUCCGCUAG
Molecule: messenger RNA, 420 nt
Organism: Suillus subalutaceus
Lineage: Eukaryota; Fungi; Basidiomycota; Agaricomycetes; Boletales; Suillaceae
Exons: 3
Coding region: 1-420 (139 amino acids)
Source: RefSeq, a predicted model, not a curated record